Messenger RNA from Cylindrotheca closterium, 3669 nucleotides. NCBI's taxonomy places the organism in Eukaryota, Bacillariophyta, Bacillariophyceae, Bacillariales, Bacillariaceae. The record is from the annotation of a GenBank genome assembly.
AUGGUCGGGUUUGGCGGUUUCGGUUUCGCUAAAUGCCCGGAUUUGCCACACGGUACACUGCUUGGUGACCAUGCAAAAGGGGAAGACCUACUAUUGCUCAAAGAUGAAGCAGAAGCUCUUGCCGAUACCAUUGCAUAUAAAGAUCUGGAAGCCCCUUUCGUCGUUGGACUGCUAGGACGAUGGGGUUCUGGAAAAUCACAUUUGUUUUCCUUGAUGAAGGACCGUCUUGCAGCAAUUCAAGAACAGCCAGUCACAGAAAGCAACGACUUUUCAUUUGCUGGUCACAUCUACCUGAUUAAGUUUGAUGCGUGGACAUACGCCAAAGGGAAUAUGUGGUCAAGUUUCAUGUACACAAUUUUGAAAGAGCUCAACAAGCAGCUGCAUCUUGAAGCUGAGCUUUCCAAAUCAGAAAAAUAUAUGGCUGGAAGCGCCAAGCAAUGGACACCAAGCAAUGAAAACAAAGAAUCGCUAGUCGAAAAAUUGUGUCUUGGUUGGAAUGACCUCCACUCUUAUCUAUUUCCUCCGGAGGAUGUAAACCACAAUAGGACGUCAACAUUCUCAAAGUUAUACCGCCUCUUUCGAAUACUUUUGGGAUGCUUGGUCUUUCUUCUCGCAUCUUUCUUUCUUGCGAUCUCUUGGGCAGUUCUAAUAUCCCUUUCAAAACUGCGUGAUUAUGUCGGCAACACCAUUGACACCACCAUUGACGGUUGGUUAGCAUGGUCAGCUAAAAUUAUCGGCAAGAUGAAGCCCGGAAACCAUGUUGGGCACAAUCGUGAUGAAGUGGAAGCAAAUCGAAAAGAGUUCGACAGGCAGGGCAGGAGAGAUAAUAUUACUGAUGAAGAGGCAAAGGGCAAAAAAGACCCUAGCGAUAAGUCUGCCGAAAAUACAAAAGUAAACGAUCGGGUGAAACCUGUCCACGAGUCUGACAAGCAGAAUGAUACAGAUAACAGAGCCAACGGAUCCUUAAGUCCAGAACGAGACUAUCAACGUCUUAAGAAUGGCAUAUCUUUAAUCAAAAUCCAGGAUAGCGACAAAGCAACUCGUGAAGAGUAUUUGCAGUCUAGGAAGGAGAAAUUCAAGGAGACUUUCAGGUACAACGUGGAUAAAUGCAGUGCAAUUAUUGAUAUGGACAUCCCAAAUGUCACAGAUGAACUUGCAAGAGCAGGAAACGCGAACUACAGCAAGGAUAUUCGAGACUUUCAAGGUUUGUCAAACAUCAAGCGGUGGCAAGAUGAAAAGCCUGGGGAGUUUCGUUUUGAUGAUGCUUUGAAGGCAAUCAAAGAAGCACAUAAAAGCACUGAUGACAAACCGGAUCCAGCCGGUAUCGAAGCAUUUGGCAAGUUGACAUUUAUCAACAAGUUGAAACUGGUUUUCUCUCCACAAUUUCUUUUGAAAACCAAGGGAAUAAUUAUACCUCUUCUAGUCGCAGCUGCGAUGGCUGUACUUUGGAUCUUAGUGGAAGACUGGAGCACGAAAAUUGGAGCUCUGUUGGCGUCUGUGGCAGCGCCAUUCGCGAUUCUGGUUCCGGUCGUAAAGGGGAAGCUGGAAGAAAUAUCUGGGACACUGAAAGACAAGAAUGACAAGUUUCAGAAAAACUUCGCAGAAUCAAGGAUAUAUGCCCAGAAUGUUUUCAGCAAUGAUGAUCAGGAAAACGACCAAGAGAAUCCAACGCCUGCACUAGAAGAAGAAAUUAAGGAACUGAAGGAAAAGGUUUGGUUGAGAAAAGGGAAAGGCUUGAGAGAAAUAGGCAAGGAUAGAGUGGGUGCGAGCAGCUACGAAACUGACCUUGGUAUUGUCCAUCAAGCCCAGCAGGACUUGAUGAGACUCUCGAAUUCGAUGCGGUCUGAAGAAAGACAGUCUGAGGAAAAAGGCAGCAAAGAAAAUAUGUUUCCAAGAGGGGACCCGAGAAUCGUCCUGAUCAUUGACGAUAUCGAUAGGUGUCCUCCAGACCAAGUGGUAGAUGUUCUUGAGGCCUUGCAGCUAUUGGUGAAGACAAAACUAUUUGUCGUGCUAAUAGCGCUCAACACUCAAUAUGUUACUUUGGCGCUAGAAGAAAAAUACCAAAUUUUGAAUGCAACAAAUGGCUGGCAUCCUUCUGGGACGGACUAUAUUGAGAAAAUCUUGCAGAUUUCCUACCGACUAGCUCCCAUUGAAAGACCAGAAGCAGUACAAGGAUACGUCAAAUCCCAAUUGGAGGUGAGCGAAGACAAGGCAACAAGCUCGAAGCCAACAAAACAUGAAUUGAGCAUAACACAACCCGCAGCCAAUCCAGAAUCCCAGCAGUCGCCAGGCGAGAAUGCUUCUGCCAUCACCCCAGUGAACAAUUCAAACGAAAGUGACCUCAACGGCAAUGGCGACACUCAAGGUGGAGACAAUCCAGAAUUCUACAAGUCGCCAAGCGCGCAAUAUUUUGCCCCAACUCCUGUGAACAAUCCAAACGAAACAGACCUGAACGGUGAUGUCGACUCCCAAAAAUACGACAAACAACUUAACAACCGCCUGUCCCAUGGAGAUAAUCCGCACUUUAAGAUAAUGAUAAAUGAUGAAGAUGAGCCAUUGGUGCCGGGGGUGCUAAAGGCUCUUCAUUUCGAGGAGUACGAGAAAAGUAUCGUAAUGAAAGCUGCGGAAUGUACAGCUCUAUUCCCUAGAUCUUUGAAGCGAGUCAUGAACAUUGUCAAGAUAACAAAAUUCCUUUGGCAUCGGCAAAGUCGAAAGCGUUACGAGACUGCUGCGCAAAAACGCAAAGAAAAGGGCAAAAAAAAGCGUUCCGAUCAUACCGACGACUGGAUUGAAGACAAAGAAUUCUCUGAUCGAGAACGACGCAUUUUGAGGGAGUCAAGCAUUUGUCUCUUGGUCGUUUGCGCUGCCAGCAAUUUGCCCAUCCGAAGACGGAUAGCAAACUUCUACUCAAGAUAUGAAUUGAUGGUUGUUGGGAAGGACAAGCUUGGGAAUGCACAUAAUUUGAAAGAGCUCAUCAUUCAAAAUGGGUUCGGCGAAUUGAAUUGUGAAUACACACGCCCUAUGGAGGAGAUUUUCCUCAAAUUUUCCCAAGUAUGGUGGUACGAUCAAGGAAAAGGGAAAGACAGCACACUGAAGUUCAAUGGGAAUAAGUGGAAAGAAGUAAAGGAUGUCCUUCGUCUAGUUCGUGCCUUCUCGAUAAUACCAGAAAGGAACAUUGACGAUUAUGAGUUGAGUAAUGGACGAUUUAAGGCAAACCUGAGAGAAGAACGAGAAUCUUUGAUUGUGGAUACUAACAGCCUUCGGGAGCUUUUGAGUACAAAAUCAGGUGGACCAGAGAUGGAUCAAGAACUGCGAAACACUGACCUGGAAGGUUCCUGGUGUUCCGGUGACUUUUAUGGCGGUCAUGGACGGGAGUGGGUUCAAGUCUCGGCUCUCGUAGGUGGAACCGCAAAUGCUUAUUUUAUCGAAGCCGUGAAGGUGACUGGAGACGCUAACAUUCCAGCGGGAUACGUUACCUGGAAAACCUUGUCUUGGCCAAAAGAAGGCCAGGAGGCUGGAACUCCUGCUCAACUUCAGGUCCGUGAUGGUCCUUCAGACCCCGACGGAUUCAUGUGGGAAUCAGGGACGUUGAUUUUAGUCAGUAAGACGGAAAUCCGAUUUGAGUGGGGUGGACAUACUGGAACAUUUGUUAAAAAGGAACUUGAUUGA